Adineta ricciae is the source of this 2223-nucleotide messenger RNA. Lineage: Eukaryota; Metazoa; Rotifera; Eurotatoria; Adinetida; Adinetidae. The record is from the annotation of a GenBank genome assembly.
AUGAAUUCUGAUCAAUUCGAUCAACACAUUCCCGAACCAUCUUCAUCAUUAACACAAGCAUCAACUUCAUCAGCGUCGUCACCAUUGUCGUCCGUUGAUCUUCGUGUUUCUUCAUCUGCAUCGUCGUCGAAUGAAAAUUAUACUCGUGAAAAGAUUCAGCGCCAUUUGAAGUUUGAUAAAGCUCAAUAUGUGAUUCUCGACAAUUUAAAUAGCAAAAACUCGGCUAUAUGCUGGCGUUCAUUUGGUUUUCCAGCUGUACUUGAUAGCAAUGGUGUUCCUAAAAAGAUUCCAAACUUCGUUUCAUGCAAAAAAUGUUUCGCUACUUAUUCGUAUGCCUCGAACAGCACAACUUUUCUCAACAAGCAUAGUUGUUUAUCUUCUGAUCAAAAAACCAAAUCCACUUGGUCAUCGUCUCGUGACACAUCAUCUUCUCAAAGUUUAAUUACCAAUUAUAGUCAACCGAAAACUGUUCGUUUACCCGAUUCUUAUUCGAAAGAUAUGAAAGAUCUAGUUGUUCGAUGGAUAUGCAAGGACAUGCGUCCUUUUGCUAUUGUUGAUGAUGAUGGUUUUCGGAAUAUUGCACAACGUUGUGUAUCUAUCGGCGCUCAAUAUGGAAAUAUUAAUGUUAAUGAAAUUCUUCGUUCAUCUGGAACAAUCUCUUCACAUAUACAUGAAUUAGCUGAUGUGGAACGUGCACGACUGAAGAAGUUGUUAUCUUCAGCAAUUAAAAAUCGUUCCCUUUGCUUAUGUCCAGACCUAUGGACUGACAACAAUCAACAGUGUUCCUACUUAGGUAUUUCAGCUUCGUUUGUUGAUGAUGAUCAUCAAUUACAUAACAUUGAUUUAUGUUGCCACCCAUUUCCCAAUGUGAAGAAAACAGCUGAAAAUAUUAUUAUUGAAUUGGAAAAGGCACUGAGCCGAUUCGAAAUUGUCGAUCUUGCUGAUGUAACGUUUGUUUCUGAUCGAGGUGCUAACUUCCUUAAAGCAUUGAAACGUUUUCAAGCUUAUUCGUGUGCCGCUCACCGAUUGAAUAAUAUAGUGAAAAAGUGUUUUUUCGUUCAAGAAAAAAACAAAAAUCAAGAAGAUGUUAUGGAAAACGUUUUUGAUGGUGCUAAUACUGAACUUGAAGAAGACAUUGAAGAUCUUAUCGAUGUAACUACAUUGACUGACAUUCCAAGAAAAGCUCUACACGUUCUUCAGAACAUAAUCGAAUGCAAGAAAUUGGUCACAUACGUGAAAAAAUCUGGACUGAAUCAAGCUAUAAAAGAUCAUGGUGGUGUGAGCCUUAAACAAUCGAUUAAUGUUCGUUGGCUUUCUUUUAUUAGUCUACUCGAAUCUAUUGAUCGGUCAUUUUCUGCAAUUAGAAGAGUUUUAGUGGACAAGAGAAAAACUUUUGCAAUUGAGCGUGAAGUUGUACAAGGUCUGAUUCGACUUCUAUUACCAUUCAAAGAGUUACUCAUUAAAUUUCAAACCUCAAAAGUGCCUUCUAUUCAUUUUGUUCUUAUCGGCAUUGGCACUCUUCGUACAACUCUUUCUUCAUUUGAUGAUCUUUUGGAAUAUGAGAAGAAAAACAAAACACGUUUUCAAGAAAAACAAUUAGAUUCAUUGGAUUCGGAUUCCUCGAAAUUAAUUCACGAAGACGAUGGUCUUCGAUUCUUUCGUCUUCGCUUGUUACAUUUAAUUGAAGAAAUGUUCUCACUUGAACCUAUUCAUUAUGCUUCAAACAUGCUUCACCCAAAAUACCGACAUUUGAAAAAGGCUACUAGUUAUGAUAAAAAUACUUGUAAAUCGUUUAUUCGUCAGAUAAUGAAACAAGUCCUCGAACAAGAACGAUCUACGUCGUCUAUUUCGUCACACUCAUCAACAAAUCAUGAUGGCGAACCAUGCUCGAAAAAACCGAAAUAUUUUGGUGAAGAAUAUGAAACGGGUAAUGUUAGUGAUGAGUAUGAUACGGACGAUGAUGAGUUAGAACGUUAUCUAUGUAAACGUCUUGAUGUGACAAAUCUACCCGAUAAUCCACUUCAGUUUUGGAAGGAUCAUAGAAUGGAAUUUCCAGUAUUAGCUAAAGUAGCUCGUCAAAUAUUUUGUGUACCAGCAGCGUCUGCGUGUGUCGAAAGAUCGUUCAGUGCAGCUGGAAAUAUUAUCGCAAAACGUCGAACAAAUAUGAAACCUGACCAGCUAAACAAUGUUCUUUUUCUACGAUCUUGUUAUUCAUUUCAAUGA